This is a messenger RNA of Sesamum indicum (sesame), 1269 nucleotides long. Its product is annotated as peroxidase 5-like. Lineage: Eukaryota; Viridiplantae; Streptophyta; Magnoliopsida; Lamiales; Pedaliaceae. Gene Ontology annotation, biological process: response to oxidative stress; hydrogen peroxide catabolic process. The record is from RefSeq and is a predicted model, not a curated record. Gene Ontology annotation, molecular function: heme binding; peroxidase activity.
UCAUUUCUGAUCUCUUACAUUAAGAUGGCCUCAAGAGUACUCAAAUUGUCAAGCUCAGUCUUCUUCUUGAUACUCUUUGUCUUUGUGUCUGAAUUUGCUACUGUCUCGUUGGCUUCUCUGAGGGUUGGGUACUACCAAAACAGUUGCCCAUCUGCAGAGGCAAUUGUGAGGAAAGUUGUGGAGAAAGCAGUGUCCAGGAACCUUGGCCUUGGAGCAGGUCUCAUCAGAAUGCAUUUUCAUGAUUGUUUUGUCAGGGGCUGUGAUGCAUCAGUCCUGCUGGAUUCCACUCCGGGCCGACGUUCCGAGAAACAACAUCCCGCCAACAACCCCAGCCUGCGCGGAUUCGAAGUGAUCGACGAGGCCAAGGCCGAGCUCGAAUUCGCCUGCCCAAGAACCGUCUCCUGUGCAGACAUCAUCGCAUUCGCUGCCCGCGACAGCGCCUACAGACUCGGCAACAUCAAGUACAUGGUCCCCUCAGGUCGUCGCGACGGCAGAAUUUCCCUGGAAGACGACGUCACCGCAAAUCUCCCCCCUCCCUCCUUCAACGCCGCGCAACUCGAACAAAAUUUCGCACGGAAAGGGCUUACGAUGGAAGAAAUGGUGACUCUCUCCGGGGCACAUUCCGUCGGAGUUUCACACUGUUCGUCUUUCUCAAACAGGCUUUACAGUUUCAACUCCACUCAUCCUCAGGACCCGUCCCUGGAUCCAGACUUGGCCAGGGAACUGAGGAAGAGCUGCCCCAGGCCUGACGGGGAAGCUGGAAAUAGUGAUCGCGUUGUGGCACUUGAUUUUGCGACGCCGAACAGAUUGGACAAUAGGUAUUAUCUGAAUUUGAAGAGUGGUCGGGUAUUGCUGACUUCGGAUCAGACACUUUUGAGCAGUGCGAGGAGUGGUUGGAUGGUGAGGAGGAACGCGAAGCAUGGUGCGUCUUGGGCUGGUAAGUUUGCGGAUGCAAUGGUGAAAAUGGGGUAUAUUGAUGUUCUCACAGGAAACCAGGGCGAGAUCAGGAACAAUUGCAGGUUUGUCAACUAGGAGAAAUGGGUAGCUAACUUGGGGAAAAUUCUUGCCCGAGCAGGUUUGGCUGAACCAAAUCGAUUAUAAAGUAAGUGCAUUGAACUGUUAUAUGAUUGAUUCAAGUUAGAUCGAGCCUAAUCCUGACUAGGAGAAGUUUUGUCGUUUGUUUCUUGGUUUUGUGUAUGUUUUUAUUCUUUAAUUCUUUGAUUAAUUGUAAUUAAAUUAUCUUGAAAUUGUAAUUUUUGAAAAGUUUUU